UGUAUUUAUAUUUUUGUAUAAAUUAAUUUAGAAUAUUUAAAAAUGUAUAUUAAACACUUUUCUGGUAAAUAAAUAAAACAAUGGAUGCUUUGGUGUUAGAUCCACCAAAAAAGAAACACAAAAAGAAAAAUGUUAAGAAAAAACAAACUAAAACCCCUUUGGAAAAGCCCUCGAAGCAAAAUACAAAGGCCUUCAGCUUCAGCGGAGGAAGGAGGUCAGUUCACAGAAGGUUUCAACACGCAAGCGAGGUUGAAGAAAAGCGGUUGAGAAGGCCGAGAAUCUAUAAAGUACCUGAAGUUCCUCCACCAAUAGUAGUGGUUGUCCAGGGACCAAAGAGUGUAGGAAAAAGCACUAUGAUAACUUCCCUAGUGAAGCAGUAUUCUAAAAGAAACAUUACGAAUAUAAAUGGACCAAUAACACUAGUAUCCUCAAAAUCACGCAGGAUAACUCUUAUAGAGUGCGGAAACUCUAUGCUUGACAUGAUAGAUUGUUGCAAAAUAGCUGAUAUCGCAAUUGUUAUGGUAGAUGGUUCAUAUGGGUAUGAAAUGGAAACUUUUGAGUUUGUAAAUAUGAUGCAAGUUCACGGUCUUCCUAGAGUUAUAGGAGUGGUCACGCAUCUAGACUCAUUUAAAGAUAAUAAAACAAUGAGAAGAACUAAGAAAAUUUUGAAAAAGAGGUUCUGGUCAGAGUUAUACGACGGGGCAAAGAUGUUUUAUUUCACGGGACUUCAGUAUGACCGGUAUAAGAAAAAUGAAGUUUUAAACUUAGCGAGGUAUAUUUCAUCCCAGAAACCACCUACUAUCAACUGGAGGUUAUCGCAUCCAUACACAGUGAGCCUGCGGCAUGAGAUUAUAGAGACUAAAGAUGAUUCAUGUAAAGUAUUUUUCUAUGGAUAUGUAUACGGAGGAAAACUUAAUACUACAAAUGGGAUACAUAUACCAGGUGCUGGGGACUUCACAAUUGACUCAGUGACUAACAUGCAGGACCCAUGUGAAAUACAGUCCAAGGACCGAACUUUGAAGGACAAGAAUAGAAAUAUAUACGCUCCCUAUUGUGACGUUGGUUCGUUGAUGUUAGAUGAUGACGCCAUGUACAUUCAAAUGUUUAAAACUAAAGAACAUUUUACCGAGAUGCCGAAUGAAGAUAAUGCUCAAGUUUCUGAAGCUGUUAGAAUGGUAAGAACUCUACAGAAAAUCGAUGACUCGAAACCCAACCAGCCUGAGCUAACUGUCCUCAAUGGGUAUACUGUUGAUGAUGCUUCCGAAUCGGAUGAAUCUGUGAAUGAUUAUGAUUCAGAGUAUGAAAAUGAUCAAUUAUCAAUUAAUGGUGCUGAUGAAUCAGAUGAUGAUACUAGUUACUCAUCCGAUGAUGAGUCAGAUGGAGAAGAUGAUUCAUCUGAUACAUCUGAAUCACCUAAUUUAGAUGAAAUCAAGAUAUAUGACGAGAUUAGUCAACGUGUUUAUUUUGGGGAAAGUAAAAGUGAGAACUUACACUUGAAGGACUUUUCAAAAGUUUUAAACAAAGAUUUCGAUCAAACUUGGGAUAGUGAAAAGCUAAGAUUGCUAAGGGAGUCCAAGUUUUUAAACCUAGCUGAUAAUUCUGAUCAAGAAAACCAAGAGGAUGAGGAAGAUAACCUUCAAAAUGACCCUGAGAGUGAAAAGUUUAAGAAAAUUCAGGAAGAAGAGCAGAAAAAAUUAUACCAAGAAACCUUGGAUCUUGACCACACAGGGAAUGUGGGUAUGUUUGUCAAGAUAUGUGUCGCCGGAAUCCCCCCGGAAUUCUUGCAAAAUGUAAACACCAAGCUCAGACCAAUAAUUUUGGGCUCUUUACAACACUCAGAACAGGGUUGUGGGUUCAUUCAGCUGAAAAUUAAGAGACACAGGUGGGCACCUAAGAUUUUGAAAACCAAUGAUCCUUUGCUAUUUUCAAUAGGCUGGAGACGUUUCCAAUCCAUACCAAUAUACUGCAUGGAGGAUCGUAAUCAAAUAAGGGUAAGAAUGCUCAAGUAUACACCUACCCACUCAUACUGUUUGGCCAACAUUUAUGGACCACUAUCACCUCCCAAUUUUGGAGUCUUGGCUGUUAAAAAUUGGGAUCGGAUUUCUAAUUACAGAAUAUCCGCUACAGGGUCAAUAGUUGGGACUGACCAGAACUAUAAGAUAGUUAAAAAGCUCAAUUUGGAGGGAGAAGCAUAUAAGAUCAUGAAAAAUACAUGUUUCAUUAAGAACAUGUUCAAUUCGGAGCUGGAAGUUAUAAAAUGUAUUGGUUCAAAGAUACAAACUUCAUCUGGAAUAAGAGGUCAAAUAAAAAAGCCCAUUGAGAAAAACGGAGCAUUUAGAGCAACUUUUGAGGAUAAGAUAUUAUUAUCGGACAUUGUGGUUUUAAAAUCGUGGGUUAACGUAGAAACGAAGCGAUUUUACAACUUAAUUCUGGAUUCUGAAGGAUUCAGAAGAGUAAAGUCGAUAGCGGAACUUAAGAAAGAGGAACCAAUUAAAGCCGAUUCAAAGUAUGAGAGGAAAGAAUUACUUAAAAGACCAGUCCGUCGAUUUAAUGAGAUUAAGAUACCGAAGAAAGUCAUUGAAAAAUUGGCAUUUUCAUCCAGACCAAAGGUCAUUGAACAUCCUAAAGAUGAUAUUACUGUUACUGUUGACCCAUCUGAGCAUGAAAAGAGAAUAGCCAGAACUUUGCAGAAACUGCACACCAUAAGGAAGGAUAGGCUGGAAAAGCGUCUGGAGUCUAUUAAGCAGUACAAGAUUAAGAAGGAUCUGGAUGAAGGAAAGCUCCAAGAGGUCAGAAAAACAAAAUUAAAGGAAAUUAAAAAGGCUAAAUAUGCAAAACAAACCAAGAAAGAAAGAAUAAAACGCUCAAAACUACUUUUAGAUUGAAUUUAAUACAAAC
Messenger RNA from Theileria parva strain Muguga, 2898 nucleotides. RefSeq names its product Ribosome biogenesis protein bms1 (gene bms1). The record is from RefSeq and is a predicted model, not a curated record. Gene Ontology annotation, cellular component: 90S preribosome; nucleus. Gene Ontology annotation, biological process: maturation of SSU-rRNA from tricistronic rRNA transcript (SSU-rRNA, 5.8S rRNA, LSU-rRNA); ribosome biogenesis; endonucleolytic cleavage of tricistronic rRNA transcript (SSU-rRNA, 5.8S rRNA, LSU-rRNA). NCBI's taxonomy places the organism in Eukaryota, Apicomplexa, Aconoidasida, Piroplasmida, Theileriidae. Gene Ontology annotation, molecular function: U3 snoRNA binding; GTPase activity; GTP binding. Bases 81 to 2885 code for a protein of 934 amino acids. The transcript has 8 exons.